Molecule: messenger RNA, 2747 nt
Organism: Coregonus clupeaformis (lake whitefish)
Lineage: Eukaryota; Metazoa; Chordata; Actinopteri; Salmoniformes; Salmonidae
Product: chromatin target of PRMT1 protein
Exons: 4
Coding region: 817-1617 (266 amino acids)
Source: RefSeq, a predicted model, not a curated record
CGACUGUCCUAGAAUGGGCACAGGCCGCACUCCUGAUAUGCCCCGGCACUCCUCCUCUCUGUGUGUCACACAUUGGUGCAGUCCCAAAACAUACUGUACGUAUGGGAGAGGAGAGAACAAACCAAUGAAAAGGGGAGGGUGCGCUCACCCAAAGCACCCUCCCGCUCCUCUCCCACCCUCUCUCUACACACACAACUCUCUCUCAACUAAAUGACUGUUUGUUUAGCCAUUUGACUCCUUUUCCUCCUCUCUUUGCUACCACUUUCAUUUUCAGUUCUCUGUGCUCUGAAGUCUUUCUGUGAGACUAGGUGCCCAGUCCUAGCCCGGACGUGACCAACCCCUCUUCCCUUGAACUUCUCUCUCCCCCUUUUCUUCCUAUUCUCAUAUGUGUGGUGUGAGCACAAGGCACGGUCCGGGCUGUAAGUGGCUGGGUUGCCAGAUACCCCUCCAGUCCUGGGCCUCCAACCUCCGCCAGGCCUUUUUCGCAGGCUGAUGCCAUCAAAACAGGGUGGCGGGGAGGCCUGUAAGUGGCAAUCACUCUCCUCUCUUGUCAUCUGGUUUCCUUUCUCUCCAUUUUCUCUUCUGCCGUUCUCAUUCUUGUCUUCCCAUCUGUUCCAGUGUUUCUUCUACUGCAUUUCUAUCCAUCUUUCUACUUUGUUUUACUUUAACCUAAAAUGUGCUGAAUUGCUUCCAGAAAGCAUUUUGGGUUGUCAAGUACUUAACAAUGAGAGAGAGAGAGCGAAACAAAGAGAGUGAGGUGCCAACAAGCGGGGCAUUCAUAACACACGCCACAGCUCCUGUGGCCGUGUCCAUGGUAUGAGAAAUGACUUGAUUUGGAACCCUCCCCCCCUCCGUAUCCUCUCUCUUUCCCUCCUUUUACCCCCUCUUUGUCCCGCUCCCCCUCCCCUCCAAAGCUUCACUACCAUGCUGAAGAACAAGGCGCCAACAGCGGUGAGUGUGCGAGCCACCAUGCAGCAGCAACACAUGGCCAGCGCCCGCAACCGCCGCCUCGCCCAGCAGAUGGAGAACAGGCCCUCUGUGCAGGCCGCUCUGCACCACAAGCAGAGCCUGAAGCAGCGCCUGGGGAAGAGCAACAUCCAGGCCAGGCUAGGCCGGCCCAUCGGGGCCUUGAUGCGGGGGGGCGCUGGAGGCCGGGGAUUCGCCGUUGGAGGGAUGCGGGGGAUGACCAGAGGAGGUCUACGAGGCCGCGGCAGAGGAGGAGCCCUGAGGGGAGCUAUGGCUCUGAGAGGGAAUCGCCUUUCCCCAGGCAUGGGCCAGAUGCGUGGCAGAGGGGGUCCAGGCCGUGUGGCCCUCCGUAGGGGAAUGCGUCAAAGAGGAGGGGCUGCUGGUCGUGGGGGUGCCUUCGGCAGAGGAGCUGGAAGAGGAAUGGGAGCCAGGGGACGAGGUGGCCUGCGUGGGCGUGGUGGCUUCGCCGGCAGGGGUGGUGGCCGCGGUCGUGGUGGUGGAAGAGGAGGCCGUGGCAGGGGAGGUGGCCCGGGAAUGACCCGCGAGCAGCUGGACAACCAGCUUGACGCCUACAUGUCCAAGACAAAGGGCAACCUGGACGCAGAGCUGGACGCGUACAUGGCCCAGGCUGACCCAGAGGGCAUGGAGUGAACCAGGACCUCUACCACAAGAGAGUAGGGACUCCUUGAACAGGCCCACACUGAGACAGUACUGAUAACAUGAUGACACAGAGAGAAGCUUGUAUAGUACAAUUACACGACACAAACUUAAUGAUAAACGCACAUACGUAAACUCAGUGCAGUGUCUCACACUACAUGGCUCAAAUUUGACAUGUGAUCACAACAUCGGCUUAAAUAUAAAACUCACAUACUCACUGACACACAUGCAUACAAACACACUCAUUCUAAAAUUGUGGGCUUAUGAAGAGAACUGUUUGAAAUUGACUGUUUUACUGAAUGUGGACUUGACCAUUCUAUCAGUAUCAUUGCAAAGUAGACUCGCACCUGCACAGUUUAAAACUUUUUCCUGUAUGUGCAAGUGUGCAUGAAGAAAACAAAGAUAUUUUAGACUUGAAUGGACGACACUGACCGGAGUAGAGACUUAAAGAACCAACACUAUCAACACUCCUCAAAGGCCUGCUUUUUGGACUAGAAUCUCUCUUGGCAUAAUCUGUUUUGAAGCUGAAUUGGACUAUUACCGAACUUUGCGUCUAUGUCCAUAUGGUUAAAAGUGCUUUAGCUCCAUCAUGUCUAACUAGCAUCCACUUCUCAUAUUUCGUAAACCUAUUUUUUACUACCAUGUUUUUAUGUUAGGAUUUGUAUUUAGUAAUGGAUGCUCCUUUUUAUUGUUUUAGCAGAAGUGUACAAAGACUUGACUCGAGUAAAAAAUCUAAUGAAAAUGACAAGGGGAAUUCUAGAGAGAUCAUUUAUUGCAUUUUUGUUCUAUUUAACGCCACCAACUUUGCUUCUGGAUAAUUGACAUAUGUUGCUGUCUUUGGUUGAAACUCCCCUAACAGCAUUUUAUGGAUGCUUGACAUACCAAAAAUAGCAACUACACAAGAAGGUGCAAAAUAUUUCCAUCCUGGUGUCAAUUGUAUGAAUUUGAAAUGGUCUUUAAAAAAAAACUGUGGUUGUUGAACACCACUCAAAUGAAGUGAGUGAGAAUGUUUUCAGAUUGUGUCCAUCUGGAUGAAACUAUCUAAACUCCAAUUGCUAUGUAAUUCCCUCUCCUUCCAUCUGGUUAUUGGCAGAGAAUAAACGUGUAUUGUCAUCUUCUCUUAA